AGAAUGUAAACACACAACGGCUGACAUGGCGCUCGCGCUCGUGAUGUUUCGCGACGCGUCGCGAAACGUCGGUUCUCUCGAAGCGCUUUUUUCCAGUUUCGCAGGAAAAUUGAUAAAAUUCACACGUAUAGAAUUGCACAAAAGGGAUCCGACUACCUUCUCGUAACGUAGUUUUGGCAGAGAAAAUAGAAAAAACGGUCACUGGGCUGUGGAAGUUGAAGAAAAGUCCAGUCCAUACGCGAGAGGCUUCUAGAACCGGCCGCGAGCCGGCUCCCGCCUAUAAAUAGGAGGGGCGCCCGCAGCCCGGCAACAGUUGAUUCUGAGCAAGCGAAGCAAUAGCAUCGAGAGCGCAAACGUUACUACAGUGAAACUUAUCACUUCCUAUUCUUUGACUUCCAUAAUUCUACAAGACAAAGAAACAAAGCAAGAUGUCUCUUGUACCACUUCUUUUCUCCGACUGGUGGCAAGACCUUGACCGCCCACACCGUCUCCUGGACCAGGAUUUCGGCAUUGGACUCCAUCCCGAACAACUGGCGGUUCCUGGAAUUCUGGACCAAUACUAUUCUCCGAUGGUCCGUCCAGCCAGGCGCAACCCUCUGCUCUACUACAGACCUUGGGGCGAACUUCUUCGCCAAGCCGAAGGCGGUGGCACUUCGACGGUCAAGGCUGACAAGGACAAAUUCCAAGUCGUCCUGGAUGUUCAACAGUUCAAGCCCGAGGAGAUCAACGUCAAGGUGGUUGACAGAUUCGUCGUCGUCGAAGGAAAGCACGAAGAGAAGCAAGACGAGCACGGCACCAUCUCUCGUCACUUCGUGCGCAAGUACAUGAUCCCCGAGCAAUGCGACAUCGAAAAUGUGACAUCUAGUCUCUCCUCGGACGGAGUCCUCAGCAUCACGGCUCCACGCAAAGAACAACCAAAGCUCACCAACGAAAAGGUUGUGAAGAUCGAGCACACUGGCAAGCCAGCUAUCCGUGAGGCUGAGAAGAAAGUCGAGAAGAAGGACGAAAAGUGCGAGAAGAAGAAAUAAAAUUACUUUAAUCGUUUAUUUAAUUUCUUUAAGUUCCAGUCAUAACUUUUAAGUAUUAUUUAAGUUUUUGUAGUAAGGAUGUUCCUUUUCAUUUUUUUACCGUUCUUCAAAGACUGUGAAAACUAAACUUAAAGUGUUACUUGUUCAUAAUAAGAUAUCUUUUUAUAAUAAAACGACAAAAAACAUUCGUUGAUCGAUAAAAAAAAA
Nasonia vitripennis (jewel wasp) is the source of this 1235-nucleotide messenger RNA. Its product is annotated as protein lethal(2)essential for life-like. Lineage: Eukaryota; Metazoa; Arthropoda; Insecta; Hymenoptera; Pteromalidae. The record is from RefSeq and is a predicted model, not a curated record. Gene Ontology annotation, molecular function: protein folding chaperone. The transcript is spliced from 3 exons. Bases 429 to 1028 code for a protein of 199 amino acids. Gene Ontology annotation, biological process: response to heat; protein refolding.